This is a messenger RNA of Lytechinus variegatus (green sea urchin), 972 nucleotides long. Its product is annotated as synaptogenesis protein syg-2-like. The coding region runs from base 5 to 958 and encodes 317 amino acids. The record is from RefSeq and is a predicted model, not a curated record. Gene Ontology annotation, biological process: cell-cell adhesion. Gene Ontology annotation, cellular component: cell-cell junction. NCBI's taxonomy places the organism in Eukaryota, Metazoa, Echinodermata, Echinoidea, Temnopleuroida, Toxopneustidae. Gene Ontology annotation, molecular function: cell adhesion molecule binding. The transcript is spliced from 3 exons.
UUUCAUGUCUGACGCCCAAUUGAGCCGGCAAUACUUGAAAAACGCCAAUAUAAGUAUAACUGCUGGAGAGUCGUUUAGCAUCACCUGUGGAGCAAAUAGGGCAAGGCCUCCCGCAGUACUGCAAUGGCUAAUAUCAGAGGACGUGACCGUUGUUCAUCAGGAACAAUCUGAUGUCAUUCAAGACGGAUAUUACAUCUCCCUGAAAACCUUGACGAUCACACCCACCAGAGAUGACCACGGAAAGAUUCUCAGCUGCAUCGCAUCACACACGGAAAUACAAAGGAGUUUUAGAUCCUCAGUUCUUCUGAAUGUUCAUGUUCUUCCUUCCAGUGUGCUGCUCUUUCUAACUGGCGGUAACCAGUCACAAUCAACAGUCCUAUACGUUCAAGAAGGUUCAUCGACUUCAAUCACCUGUAAAAGCAUCGGGUCAUUCCCAGCAACUGAGUUAUCAGUUUGGUUAGCUGGUGACUUUGGCAGGACUUGGAUCCAUGCAAAUGUCUCAAGUAAUAGGAGUGCUUUAGACGACACUUUGUUUGACACUGAAAGUACCAUUACCAUAAGACCGGAUGACAGUAACCAUGGAAUGCACAUUUUAUGUUCAUCGUAUAUGGACGAUGUUUUCUUUGUUAAAGUACUGACAGUUAGACUAUUUGUUUACGGUCUACCAGACAAUGUCGCAAUGAUUGUCCGUGGUGAUAUGCUCGAAGGCUCUGCGACCAACGUAACAUGUACAGCUCUUAAUGAAUACCCUGCUCCUCUCAUCCACUGGUAUAUCGGGUCGAGGAACGUCACAGGCAAUUCAACCCUGAAGACAUCCAUCAAUAGCGCUGAUCGAUAUGAUGCUGAAAGCACUCUGACCAUCAUACCAAAUAGGUUUGACCACGGCAAACGUCUUCUCUGUCAUGCAGUUCAAACGACUUUAUCCAUGUCACAGUCCUUGAACAACACAAGGGUAUAAAAUACAUCAUUUAA